This is a messenger RNA of Scomber scombrus (Atlantic mackerel), 5030 nucleotides long. It is a transcript of the gene pgap4, whose product is annotated as post-GPI attachment to proteins GalNAc transferase 4. The coding region runs from base 547 to 1737 and encodes 396 amino acids. Gene Ontology annotation, cellular component: Golgi membrane. Gene Ontology annotation, molecular function: glycosyltransferase activity. The record is from RefSeq and is a predicted model, not a curated record. Gene Ontology annotation, biological process: GPI anchor biosynthetic process. The transcript is spliced from 2 exons. NCBI's taxonomy places the organism in Eukaryota, Metazoa, Chordata, Actinopteri, Scombriformes, Scombridae.
UGCUUUCCUGGCGCCUUUAGUGCAAACAUUACAGUAUUUUCUCUGUGCAUUAUUUCCUGGCACCUGUAGUUGGAGUAUAACGGUAUUUAAAUGCGGGUUAUUCCGCUGCGCAUGUACUCCGAGUAUUACGAUAUUUAAGUGCGCGUUAGUGGCCGUCGCUGCCGUAAUGGAGCCGUGCGCUCUGUCACAGGACCUUUGAUUUUUUUUUAGGACAUGGCAGCCAUCAUCAUCUCUCUCUCCAGCUGCAGCUCUCCAACUCUCCACAGCAGAACAGAAACAGACGACCAGGGCCGGGCUGAAAUUCUCUCUUCUCCGUUUACAACAAGAACAACAAGUGCCAAAACUCGACUCAUUUCCUACAGAGAUAUGACUUCACUCCAGUUUCAUCAGGUUUCACCACAUCCGUCAGCGUUGAGGGUUUUCUGAAGCAAACUGCAUGCUGGGACUGUAAAUGUUGAGCUGUUCUCAGUUUGGUAAAACCCCCCUCCUUCAUCAGUCGUCUGACUUCCUUCUGCCACUGUGUGGUUCCUCCCAGCUGAGUCACCGAUGCCUCGAUGGAAAGCGUUCUUCAGUCAGUAUUUACGAUGGUCGAGCACCGUCACUCAAGCCCUCGUCCUGGCCGUCAUCACUUUUUGUGUGGUUCUCCCUCUGUCCUGCCACCGGCUGCUUUACUCGUACUACUUCAUCAAGUCCAUGUACCUGGACUCCAUGAGCGAGGAAGUCCUGCGGGGGAGCCUCGACCGGGGUCAGGACGCUCUGCGCUUCUGGCAGAGCACUUCCACUGUGGUGGCAUCCAGAUUCAACGACAUCGCCCAGCAUCCUGAGCUGCUGGUUACCGUGGUGACCGCCAGGCGGAGCGAGGGGCGGGACUUCCACUACCUGCUUCAGGUGAUGCGGCAGCUGAGCAACUUAUUGGGAGGCUGCGGGGAGCAGAGGUGCGCAGAGGUGCUGGUCUGCGACGUGGAAAAUGGCCCGUAUGAAAACCAGGACGCCAAGCUGUUGGAGCACCACUUCCGGGUGAUCCGGCGAUCACCUCUGGAGCAGCAGAGGAACAGGGAACAGGUCAACACCUUCGAGAGGGAGAAGAGGGAUUACGUCUUUUGCCUGCAGAAAGGACAGGAGCUGGUGAAGCCCAAACACAUGGUGGUCCUGGAGGAUGAUGCGUUGCCAAAAGAGGAUUUUUUCUCAGUGGUGAAGGAUUUGCUUUCACGUCGCUUCUCACUCCAGACUCUUUACAUCAAGCUGUAUCACCCUGAACGACUUCAGCGCUACUGGAACCCUGAACCCUACCGCAUCCUGGAGUGGGUUGGACUCGGGAUGAUUGGAGCCACAGCCCUCCUCCUCACCUUUCCUUAUUGGAAUCGUUGUUCUUUCUCCUUCACGCUGUCAGCCGCCCACUUAGUCUUCUUCACUCUUUACUUCAUGGCUGCCGCUGAGCUAGUGGGGCGACACUACCUCCUGGAGGUGCGGCGCCUUUCCCCACAGCUCUACGCCGUGUCUCCGGCCACCGAGUGCUGCACGCCAGCCAUGCUGUACCCCGGCAACGCCUCGAUCAGGGUGGCCGAGUAUCUGGACAGCUCGUUCUGUGUCAAAGGAAACGCCAAAGACAUGGUUCUGUAUCGGAUGGCCAGAAUGAUCCCAGGGGAAAGUUCUCACAGCGUGGAACCCAACCUCAUCACUCACAUCGGGGCCUAUUCGUCAGUCAGGCCGAACCCAUUCAGGCCAAGACUCCUCUGACAGGGAGGAACCAGGAGGAGGUCAAAGCAAAGCUGGAUUUAAUCAUGUUCCUCCUCACUUAGUUCAGUGUUUUUGAUUUUUUUUUUUUUUUGUGCCAUGUUUCCUUUUGGAUUCUUUCUAUCACAGCGAGUGUUGGUUUGGUCAUUUGCAAGUGAAAAGUUGUCAUGGCAACAAGGUGAAAAGCAGGUUGAAACAUAUUUUUAGAUCUAAAAAUUCAACUAAACUUUCUUUUAUCAUUUGAAAGACAACAUAUCAGUGUGUUACAGGUCUCACAAUAGAGUUUUUACCUGUAGUAGCUACUUUGAACUUACACACACAUACAGAUGAAGCGUUAAACAUUCCUAACAAUGGUUUCCUGUGAAUCCACUGAUUUACAGUUGGCUCUUGUGUGCCAAGAAACGCAGCAAUGCACAAACAAAAGCAAGUAAACAAACUCCCAACAGUUCAUUGUGGUUUUUGGACAGAACUUGGAGCCCUUUGCAUCUUUUCAUCAGCAAAUCACCAUAAUCUCAUUACUGUUGGAAUAUAUAUUGAAUCAGUUUGGGGGCGGCGUUCAUGUUUUCUACACUGCUGGAGGAUCACAUGCUGCUGUACUGUUGGGAUAUUUCUACUGCCUGAGCUAACGCUACUCCUCAGAAACCCAUCAGACACUGUCAAAACACAUCAUCAUUCACCUGUUAAACUUAUUGAACAUGAUUUUUACUCAUCAAGAUGUCACAUGGAACAUGGUGAGAUCUUUAAAGGAUUUGUUCACUGUUUCUAUUCUACACAAAGAACUUAUAGAAACAAGGGUUGGGCUUCAAAAGCAUUUUACUGAAUGUCUCCAGCACAGAUUAUCUUGAGCCAUCGUUGGUUUGCAAAGGGCCAAUUAACCAGACGUCAGCUUAAAGUAAAGCUUUAAGAUACUUAAAGUGAAUUUGCUAAUGGAAAUUAAAGCUAAGAACAUUCAUUAGCUUUAGAGCACAACAAAUCCGGAUGUUUUAGCAACAAGAAACCGGGUCCAAAAUGGAUCUAGUAAAUGAAACCCAACUCUAAAUAUUAUUUCCCAUCAAGUAUAAUCAUAUCAGAAGUUAAUUUAAAGAUGUUUCCCAGUGUGACGAUCAAUGAGGCCUUCCAACAGCACGAUCAGUCUGUUCUUAACAAACUAAAAACCUCACAGUUAUCACACAUAUCUUCAUCUUCUCAGGUUGAUAAGCAGCCCUUUGCCUUUAUUUCUAUUGCCUAUAUUCAUAUUGGAAACAGGAAAUCAUAUGAAGGUUGAAAAACAGUGAACACAUCCUUUAAAGGGAGUAAUUAAAUAGGUUGAUCUCAGUGUCUUUACAGUAGUUUCUGUCAUUUCUGUGUGGAUCAAACAUUAAGCAUUAUUGAAUCCAGACAAAGAUUCACUCAUUAACGUUUGAGGACAGAUUAUGAUCGUAGUUUAUUUUGGCCUUUUUUUCGCUUUUUUGACACACGUGUGUUUUUGUACUUUCAUUAUAUCAAAAGAAUUGUGAAAUAGUGACAUCACCCAUCUCUGUAGGACAAUGUGCUGCCACAGAGGACAGUAGAGUGUCGAAGCAUUUAUAUCAUAUCAACCUUUUAAAACAACAGUCUGACAUUGAGAGUAAAUGAACCAUUCGCCAAAGCCUCGACCAUCAGCUCCUUGUUUCACAAAGCAAAUCUACAGUUUACAAUAUCAGUUGUUGUAAUUCAGUUCCUCCUUCAUUGUCUGAAAAAACUUAGACUAAAGCAUUUCCUCUUUUCUAGCAGUCAGUUGCACUAAAGUUACGACUGUCGCUAGCAGAUCUUAACCCUUUACAUACUGUCCAUAUUCUGACUCGUCACAGUUUUAACAUAAUUCGUCUUUAUAACAAACUUCUGAACCCCAAAUCCUUUAUAAAGACGUCAUCAGUCACAGAUAAACAGGAUUUAUCCUUCAUGAAGCUUAUUAACUAUAAUAAAGACAUUAUAUUAUUAUCCAAUGCUACAUUAAAACAUGAGAGCUAUUUCAAUUAAUUUAAUUAAAUGUGAAGGGUUAGAUGAAUAUGGGUCAAAUAUAUUUACUUUUUUGUAUAUUCUGGGUCACAUUAGGGGAAGAUAUCAAAUUUCAGACUUAAAGAAAAAAGUAUUAUUACAGCUCUCGGAUGUAAAAAUGGGUCAAAUUGGACCCUGAACAGUAUGUAAGGGUUAAAAACAAAUAGUUAGCUUGAGAGCAUUUUUCACUCGUUCAUACUGCUGUAGUUUCUAUUAGCAGAUGUUUUACUGCUAGAUAAGUUGUUUCUGAACAUCGUACUCGCACGUUGAGUAUCAACAUUUUUGCAAUUUGCCAACGUUUUUAUUUUAAUUAACAUUUGAACAACAUGUUGAGAGAAAAAUGUGAUUCAGCAGUUUUCAGUUUCUAGCUAAACAUGUUAGCUUUGCCAAUUUAGUCGAAUAUUGAACGUCAUUUCUAACUGUUGCCAAAACACAACAGCUUCUAACAAGAUGAAACUAAAUCAGACAGAACUGGAUUUGUUGGAAAUCUUCAUUAUUUUCUCUUUACGUGGAGCUCGGCUAGCAGUUUCCCUCUGCUUCCAGUCUUUGUGCUAAGCUAAGCUAAGCUAAGCUAAACACAUGCUGGACACGUCUCCUUUUUUAUAUUUACUAAAAAAUGUCAGACUGUUAAUUUGUCACUAACCGCUCGGUAUCACUGAUUGUGCCUUUAACCGUUCGGACUUUGGACAUUAAUAGAAAUUACACUCUAAAGAUGAUGUGGUGCAAUAUUUAACUUUAACUAACUGCCUUCAUGAUGAUUAUUAUUAUUAUUAUUGUGUAAAAUGCUAAAAAAAAAAAAAAUAUUGCAUCAUGUACCAAUUACAGGAAGUAGCUGCCAAAGUUGAACCAGUAGGCUCCAGUCCGCCAAAUGUUGAGUUUUCAGAUCUGAUGUUUACCAGUUUACUAUAUACUGUAUACUGGGAGAACUGGGAGAUUCAGGAGCUCAAACUGGUUCCUGUUAUCAGAAAUUAAUAGUGUCUAAAAAUCAAUUACAAACCAUUUGAUCAAUAAUUAGCAGCACCAAAUGUAGCACAACUAAUGUCACUUUUUAAAUGGACAUUUCGUCGUGAAGAGUUUAAAGAAACAAACGUUUAAUUUUUAUUAAAGUCGGUUAAUAUGAUGUUUUUCUGAGGAAUCGCAUUAAAAACAUUAAACACAUUAUUUUAUCAACACAUUUAACCUUCCUGUCGUCCUCCCGGGUCAAAUUGACCCCGUCUGUUUUGACUGUUCCUUCUUUCCUUCCUUCCCCCUUUCUUCCUACCUUCUGUCCUUCCUCCCUU